Molecule: messenger RNA, 1342 nt
Organism: Osmia lignaria (orchard mason bee)
Lineage: Eukaryota; Metazoa; Arthropoda; Insecta; Hymenoptera; Megachilidae
Source: RefSeq, a predicted model, not a curated record
UCUGGAAAUUGAUUAUUUCAGAAGAGGUAGCGUGAAUAAAUUGGUAAGUCGAUAAGGAGACGCAGUUCGCGAUGGAGAGCCGUUCGGACAGUAUAAAGGAUCCAAUUUAUUAUCCUUCGAUGGAAGAAACAGGGGAGGGAUUCGGUACAAGUACGGACGUCGAAACGGUGGAAAGAAGCAGAAGUUCCGCUGGUAGUCAGGAACUUGGUCUUGAAGAAACUAACGCGUUGAAAGUACCGCGUAAAUUUAUCACUAACUGGCGACAAGCUUGCGAUCGUACUCGCGACAGGACAAAGGAUUUACUGAAGAGGUGGCGUACCGUUUCCAGCAAUAUCGACCAAGUUAUUGCCGUUCCAGUUUCUGACAAGCAACUAGAACAACAUCCCAGUUGGAGCGUACACGUUUGGACAACAUGGGUGAGUCGGUAUCCCAGCGACGAGAAUCUGAUCGCUCUGGAAAAAGCUACGAAGGAAGGAAAAAUAACAGAUCUAGCAACCAUUCAACGAGACAAAUUCUCUCAUUUUUUCACUUACCUUCUGGACCACGAUAAAGACGGUUUCGUUAACAGGAAGGACUUUAGGAUGCUUUCGGAGCGAUUGAGAAGAUUCGCGGAUUGGUCGUGGAACGGACCCGAGUAUUUACGAUUGAUGGAAAUUGAACAAGGAUUAGCCGAAUUGAUUCUUCAGGAAAAGAAAUUCGAAGGAGACGAAGGAAAGAGGAUCAGUUUGGAAGAGUGGUUAACCUGGUGGGCAAAAAUCGUUGCACCACCCGGUGGAGUAGCAUACGAGGACGUUCCUUUCUGGCUGAAAAUGUUGCCGAAAAUAUUUUUCCUGGCUAUCAAUAGCUCUGCCACUGGAAUCAUUUCUAAAAAAGAACUUGGUUCUUUUUACGGAUCUGUCGUUGGCCUGGAUUCCGACAGGAUUUCCAAGUGCUUGGACAUCGCGUAUAAUUCAUUGACAUCGAACGGGGAUCAUCAGCUGCGUUGGCCACAAUAUCAACUCGCAUUCGCCAACUUCCUCUUUGGUCGUGGCCCUUUUGGUCCCGGUGAACAUUUCCUUGGUAUGACGGAUUUCUGCGUAAAUCGAGGCAACGACGUACCAUUUCCGAUCGAUUAUUCCGCGAUGAACACACCGAGGGAUAAAUUGGAAGUAUACAAUCCACACCUCAGAACUAGUCGGCGCAGCGUCGUAGUUUGAAACACGGACGAGACGUUCAAUGAAGCGUAGGGAGGGCUUCAUUGUUUCAGAUUUUCACUUUGGCAGACCGCGUUUUCGUGAAAAGAAAUCUGCAAAAGCUGUUGCCUCUCAACGACGAUCAAUAAAAAUGAUCUAGUUUCGGAAAA